Molecule: messenger RNA, 4232 nt
Organism: Sclerotinia trifoliorum
Lineage: Eukaryota; Fungi; Ascomycota; Leotiomycetes; Helotiales; Sclerotiniaceae
Source: the annotation of a GenBank genome assembly
UAUCCAUCAACAAGCAAAACCAGUUCAAUCCAAUCCUAUCCAAUCCAAAUUCAAAGUUUCUUCAUUUCCAUUUCCAUUUCCAUUUCCUUCCUCCCUCCCCCAUUCCAAUCAAUAUUCAAUAUCUGCCCUACCGACCUCAUUUAACACUUUCGUAAUUCUUGCCUUUACUUUACCCAUAUCAAGUCAAUACCUAGUACCUACCUACCUACCUACAUCGACCACAAACAUCAACAUCAACAUUUUCCCUUUUCUCUUUCUCCAUUUUCAAGAAUCAAGAAGAGAGAAUUCAAUUCACAUUCACAAUUGCUGAUCUCAUAACCUUAAUAUUAACAAAGUUACUUUUGGAAGUAAACAUUCGUCUCUCUUCAAUACACAUUCAUCCAUUCUUUUGGUCAGCUCAAGUCAGGUCGGGUCACAUUACAAGGAAAACCUGUCAUAUUUGAUUUUUGUUACACUUCUCCAUUAUCCAUUUUCAAUCCUUUUCGCAUGUGGAUCAGCUGGGAAUAGUGACCCUAGCAAGGUACUUACUCCGUACAAUACUUCCUUUUGAUUUAUUUGCUGUGGAGUCGGGGGCCUGCAUUUUCAUCCUUGAAUACGCUCUUUCACGGUAUCGUUGCACAACGUCGCUCUCUGAACAUUCAAUUUCGCGGACAACAUAAAAUCCCUUUUCUAUCCAUCAUCAAAUUCAUCGAUGCUUUUCGUCGUCGCAGUCGCAAGGGCCAGGACAACAGGAAAACAUUAAUAAGCUUAUUCGCUUUCCGAUAUUGCUAUUCGUGUUUCUGUCGCGUCGGAAUACUUGUCUAUCUAUCCAGCAGUGAUCCCAUCCAUUUGGUCCUUUCUACUUAAGCUCAACUCAGUGUCGCGCAAUUUGUCCCCGCCCAAUCGAUGACUUGUUAGUAAAAUCAGAUUCUUUUUUUCGGAGGGUGCAUCAUGUUGGGAAAUUGGUCUCAAGGCGGCCCUCAAGGGCCUCCUCAAAACUACAACAAUAACUACAAUGCUCCUACACCUACGGCGCCUCGUGGGCGUCCCCCAAUCUGCUUCACGUGUGGCCAAGAAGGUCAUUAUGUCAAAGAUUGUCCAAGACAAAAUCAAAAUGGUCAAGUGUAAGUGAUAAACUGUUCUUAUGUCUUCAUAAAUUUCUUCUUGUAUCCUCGUUCCAAGUGUAAGGCUAAUGGUAAUAAGUGCUAUGGCUACUCCUCAGGCAGCAAAUGUCGAUGAGUAUGGGGUAACAUCACAAACGAAGCAGUGGGCAAAUGUUCAAAAUGGCCAGAUGGGUUCCAAAUAUGCUCCCUAUCCUGGUCCUGAAAGUGCCCCAAUGUCACAAUUUACGGACCCUGGCCAAAAUGCCCAAUUCAAUGGGUCAUCUAUAUCUGCUCCCUAUGCAACAAAUCUACCUUAUCAGCAACAUUCAACUACACACCCAUCACAGCAAGAGUUCCAGCAACAAGGCUUCCAACAACAAAAUCACCAACCACAAGGCCCUCCCCAUCACGCCUAUUCUAAUUACCACCAGAACAAGCCGUACAAACAACCUGUCACCAACGGAGCUAACUAUAACCAACAAGCUCAACAGCAAAACGUAUCUCAAGGCUAUCAAGCUCCGUACAAUCAAUAUCCCCAGUCGAAUUCACCACAGCAAUAUGGCACACCAACCCAACCUCAGAAUGGAGAGCAAUUUUCUUCCUCCGUCCCAACCACACCCUUCCAACAUCAAAAUAAUGGUUACACUCAAGGUUACAAUAACCAAGGCCGAUCAGCAUCUUACCAAAGUCAAGGCACGCCAAGCCAGGGGCAAUGGAAUGGUUCACCGCCAUCAACGACUUCUUUAAAUGGAUCACAACAACAGCAAGUCCAGGUUCAAUCAAGUUCUGGCUUUCAUCAAGAGUUUAGGAGGUCUCAAUCACAGCAGUCCCAGCAAAGUGGAAGUCGCAUGGGAUCUCAACAAGUCCAGCAUGGUGAAAGUCGGUCGGGCUCUCAGCAGCCUCCCAUCUCAUCCCCAGAACUGAAUAAACGUGGGCUGUACAUCCCUCGAUCUAAAAAUACUCCACACACUGCCCCCAAUAAAGUUUCUUCACAGCCUGUUGAGACACCACGAGCUUCUUCAAGAGCUUCAAGCGUGGCUAGUACCCCGUAUGGUUCGCCUACUUCAAGAAAUAAUAUAUCUGAAUGGGAUGGACAUCCAGCCGAUAUGAGGGAAGACGGUGAUCGGUCUGACGAAGAGAAACAGUUCAAUUGGGAUUACAAAAAGAUCUUCAAAGCUGCAGGCGAAAAACAUGAAACAGUUGCACUUGCGCAACCUUUAGCUAAUAGAUUUGAUAUGACCCCUGUCCCUCUUAUCGAUAAGAAAUCAACCAUUACGAUCUCGAGGUACGCAAGAAGAGAAAAUCUGAAGGAGUAUACGCAGAGCGCCAGAAAGACACCUCAAUGGCCAUACUUACAAGAAGAUCCAACUUUCCAGGACUUCAAGACUGAAGAUGACCCGGUACCUUUUCAAGAACUUGAUGCUUGUAUGAAAUUGAAGCAUGGCGAUGCAUAUGUAUCUAUUGCAACUCGAAAGGCAACUGCUGCGGUCGUACCACGCACGGGUAAGCGUAAACCCAGCACUUCGGAACAAGAUGAUGUCGAUGAUCAAUUACAAGCCGAUUUUCCAACAUUGCAAAACAACAAACGUCAAAAAGUUGACGAUCAAAUGUCAAAAUCUGCAGAUGGCCUGCCUAGAUUUAGUGAUGAUAAUACAGAAAACGAAGCUCCAUCUGUUGCUGAAGCACUUGACGAUAUCUGGGCUCCUCAAGCGGGAGAGAGUGCCGAUCCAACUGAGGCGUUGCUGGCAUCUUUAGGUGUUUCUGGUGCACCGAAGCCGGUUGAGCCGGGCCCACCGAUCAUGAUUCCUAUCGAGGAGUUGCAGCAGCCGACCUACAGUCCCCAACAACCUCCUUAUGAACCCCAGCAAACUUCCUAUAGUAAUCAAGCUCCAUAUAAUCAGCAACCUCCAUUCAAUGUUCAUCAGCAAACGCCAUACAAUCUACAAUCACCUUUCAAUGCUCAGCAACCUAUCUACGCUCAGCAAACUGCUUUCAAUCCUCAGCAGCCUCCUUAUAAUAUUCAACAGCCUCCAUAUAACCAACAACCUCUCUUCAAUACACAGCACCCUCCUUUCAAUGCUCGGCAGCCCCCCUACAACCAACAGUCACCAUUUAAUGCCCAACAACCUCCCUUCAAUCCUUUGCGGCCUCACCACAAUGCUCAACAACCUUAUAAUUCCCACCGGCAUCCUUUUAAUCCUAGCAUGGCAAAUCAAGCCUUUAGACAGGACUCAGGUUAUGCUAACGCUCCUCCUCCAUUCUCCGGACCACAAGCCUUUAAUUACCAGCCCAUUCCUCCUCCCCCACCACCCCCACUGGAGGAGGAGCCUAUGUUCGACCCAUGGCCAGAGCACAAUGUCACAACAACACCACCUCCCACUGAUCAGGCGGACAAUGAUAAGGAAAAUGGAACGAAGGGAGAUGAGGAAAAUGUUGCGCCGGAAUCACCUUUGAGCCCCACCUCGUUGGAAAUACUCGGAAAAAUAAAUAAAGAGCCUGUAAAGCCACGCAAAAUAGUACGAGUAAUCAGUGGCAAGAAAGGCAAAGAAUCUCAGCGUUUGUCUGAGGAAGCUGCGCCGAAACUUAAAAGGGCUGCGCCAGUGGUCGAUGCAGCUUAUAGGUAAGACUUAAACCUUGACGUUGUCUACAUAUGCUAAUAUAAAAUUUCGCAGUCGUCGUUGGUAGCUGACUUUUUCAUUUCCUUCAUGGGCAGUCAUUCGGUCUUGGUCACGUGAACAGCAUAUAGUUUGCAAAAGAGUCUUUUGGAUCAAGCAAGCCUUCAAGUAGUCGGUUAUCUAUCAAAGCUCUUUUUCUCAUUCUCUGUACAAAGAAAAGUCACAUGCAUAGUGAGGCGUUAUUCAGAGCUUUUUUUCUCGGGAGUUCAGGCUUGAUUUUCAGUUGAUGGGUUUCCUGUACAAUGUAUUAGUCAUAUCGCAUACAUCGAUGCAUUUAUCGCAUUGCAGGAACCGAAAGAAUAAUUGAACCUAGAAGAUUCAUUCUAGACGGAGACUCUUCAGUGAGAUCCGUUCGUUCUGCCUAGGCUACUUGUUUUUCAAAGCAGACACCAGGUUCAAAGAUGUGGAGAAUAGGAGAAAUCAGUAGUAUCUAAUGCCAAGCUACUUGCUGUGGCUAAUAGUAAUGCCAGAGGGC